AUGUCGGAAUCAGAAAUUAAAUACACCUUGAUCAAGGAUGUCACCGUCAUUACGAUGGACCCAGAGUUAGGGGUAUUGACCGAAAGCGAUGUACUGCUCAAGGGGCAAUAUAUCGAAGCCGUUGGGAAGAACCUGACGACGCCUUCAGAUGGUCAUGUUGAAGUGAUUACCGUCUCACAUGGCAUUGUGACACCAGGCUUCAUCGAUGGCCAUCACCACAUGUGGCAGCAGUUGAUCAGGGGUGUCUGCCUCGACUGGUCUCUGUUGGAUUACCUCGUCGCCAUUCGCAACGUCUAUGGAAGCGUUUUCACGGCAGAAGACACUGAGUUUUCUUACUACAUUGCGGGUUUGGAUCUGAUCAACAACGGCAUCACAUGCGUUCUCGAGCAUGGCCAUAUCAUGAACUCGCCGCAGCACGCUGAUGCCGCUAUCAAGGGCUUGAAGAACUCGGCCAUUCGCGGAUGCUUUUGCUACGGGUUUUACGAGAAUCCCCAGAUGGACAAUGACUGUACUGUUUUGGCGGGGUUCGACCACACGAAACGAGUGGCGGAUGCCCGACGCGUGAGACGGGAACACUUCCAGAGCAACGAUCCAGCACAGGAGCUGCUUACUUUCGGCAUCGCACCAACAGAGCCAGAAGUAGAGCCGAUAGCGGACACGAUUGAUCAGAUUACGUUCGCGCGCGAGAUUGGCGCCAGGCUCAUAACAAUGCAUGUUGCUAUGGGUCCGUACGAUACAAAUCACAAACAAAUCGUCCAGCAGCUCGCGGGCAAAGACCUCCUGGGGCCAGACCUGGCCUUUAGCCAUGGCGCAUCACUGACGGACGAAGAGCUGGGAGCAAUGCAACUUGCCGGCGCUGGUCUGGUGGGCACGCCGGAUACUGAGUUGCAGAUGGGCAUGGGAUUCCCUGCAGUGUUCCGAGCUGCAGACAAAGGUUGCAAGGCGGGCCUCGGCAUCGAUAUCACGUCAAACCAGAACAACAGCUUCAUCGCUCAGAUGAGGCUGGCCCUCCAGGCACAAAGAGCACUUGAUAAUGAAAAGAGCCUACCUUUCAAGAUUGCGCGGAAAACCCACGAAAUGCUACGGAUGGGAACCAUGGGAGGGGCGGAGGUCAUGGGGAUGAGCCACCUCGUCGGAUCAAUCACCGUCGGCAAGAAAGCAGACUUGAACAUCUUUCAGUGUGACGACAUAAGCACUGUGCCUAUCAUUAAUCCCACCGGCACCGUGGUUUUUCAAGCUUCAACAUCAAAUAUCGAUACAGUCAUUGUCGAUGGUAGAGCACUCAAGAGGAACGGACAAUUGGUUGGUGUUGAUUGGCCACGGCUGAGAGAAGAACUGAUUUCCCGAACGCAGAGGAUUGAGAGUGCUGCAUCCAAAAUAGACUCAGCUAUCAACUCAGAGAAAUGGAAACGCCACCUUUGA
Molecule: messenger RNA, 1422 nt
Organism: Clonostachys rhizophaga
Lineage: Eukaryota; Fungi; Ascomycota; Sordariomycetes; Hypocreales; Bionectriaceae
Source: the annotation of a GenBank genome assembly